Fundulus heteroclitus (mummichog) is the source of this 3348-nucleotide messenger RNA. It is a transcript of the gene gga3a, whose product is annotated as golgi associated, gamma adaptin ear containing, ARF binding protein 3a. Gene Ontology annotation, biological process: vesicle-mediated transport; intracellular protein transport. Gene Ontology annotation, molecular function: phosphatidylinositol binding; ubiquitin binding; small GTPase binding. The record is from RefSeq and is a predicted model, not a curated record. Gene Ontology annotation, cellular component: trans-Golgi network. Lineage: Eukaryota; Metazoa; Chordata; Actinopteri; Cyprinodontiformes; Fundulidae.
UCCAGGCACGUGAAUGCAGCAGGAGUCACGCGUUGUUUCUCCCCGAGAGAACAAAUAUGGCGGAUGAUGGAGAGUCAUUGGAGUCUUGGCUUAACAAAGCCACCAAUCCCUCCAACAGGCAGGAAGACUGGGAGUAUAUAAUGGGUUUCUGUGAUCAAAUUAAUAAGGAGCUUGAAGGUCAUCAAAUAUCUGUCAGGCUGCUGGCGCACAAGAUCCAGUCCCCUCAGGAGUGGGAGGCGAUGCAAGCGUUAACGGUCCUCGAAGCGUGUAUGAAAAACUGUGGACGGAGGUUUCACAACGAAGUUGGAAAAUUCAAGUUUUUAAACGAGUUAAUAAAGGUGGUCUCGCCUAAAUACCUCGGAGACAGAGUGUCAGAUAAAGUGAAGACGAAGGUCAUAGAGAUGCUGUACACCUGGACCGUGUCUCUUCCUGAUGAAGCAAAGAUCUGUGAGGCGUAUCAGAUGCUGAAAUCCCAGGGCAUUGUUGUAGUGGACCCAGAAGUCUCCCUGGACGCCACGUUAAUCCCCUCACCUUCCCCACGUCCCAAGAAUCCCGUAUUUGAUGAUGAGAAAAAGAGCAAGAGAUUAGCAGAACUUCUGAAGAGCAAAAAGCCCGAAGACCUGCAGGAGGCCAAUCGGCUCAUCAAGAAUAUGGUGAAGGAGGAUGAGGUGCGAUCACAGAGGGCCGCCAAACAAAGGAGCACCUUGGAGGCGGUCAACAACAGUGUGAAACUCCUUAAUGAGAUGCUCGCUCACUUCAGCCCCGACGACUCCACCGAAGCAGAUAAGGAGCUUAUAAAGGAUUUGUAUAGUGACUGUGACAAGCUCAGACAGACGGUAUUCAAACUGGCUACUGAGACUGAAGAUGAUGACAACGGCUUGGGAGAGAUCUUGCAGGCCAGUGAUGACCUCUCCAGUGCAAUUAACUCCUAUAAGAAGAUAGUUGAAGGACAGUCGAUCAGUGGAGACGCUGAUGUAGCACAAGGCACACAAGGCUCGGGAAGCACAAACAAGUCAGAGAUUCUCAUCGACCUGGUGGGUCUGGACACCAAGAGUCCCUCUCAGACCCAGCAGGAGCCUCAGGCAUCGUCUCUGGCUUUUUCCGAGGACUUGCUUUGCGGCUCGACGACCACUGAGCUUCAGCCCAAGAGUGCCGCUGCGCCUUCUGCUGCCCUCUCUCUACUGGAUGAGGAGCUGCUGUCUUUAGGCCUUAAUGAUCCAGGCCCUGUAGUCAUUGAAUCAAGCACCUCCAAUCAGAGCAAUCAUUUAGCACCUUCACAGGACUCCAGUCAACAUUUGGCUCUUUUCGACUCCAGUUUGCCUACCUUUAACGCACUUUCAGCACCUUCGCUCUUUCAACAAUCCCUCUCUACAACGCUAGCACAAGCGACUUCCACCAGAACAGCCACAACUACUUCUGCCUCAGACUUCCCCGGCCCCGCCUUCUCCACGCCUCCAGCUGCUGCGGCUUCGGAUCUGCCGGCACCGCUCAUGUUCCCCCAGCCGCUGGGCUCGGCUCUGACCGCCGCGGCGCCGGCGGGUCCUUCGCCGUCGCACGGCAGGACGGCGCCUGCUCUCCCCGCCGGCCGUCAACACGUCUUCCAGCCCGGACCCUCCUCUCUCAGCCACAAUUUACAGGACCUGGCCAUGCUGGAUCUAAGCAGUGACAUUGGUACCUCCGCGUCAGCGAUGACGGCCGGGCUGCAGGGGUGGUCCACUCCUCCGUCCCUGCGGAGUCACGCGGACGACAGCCCUCUGCUCCGCUCCAUGUCUCCCAUUCAGCCCAUGAGCCAGGCGAGUCCCAGCAAAGGAGACGAGGUGUCCCUGGCUGCUGUUUUUGUCCCCCUGGAGGCCAUCAAGCCAAGUACGCUGUGUCCUGUCACAGCAUACGACAGAAACGGUGUCCGCGUUCUGCUCCAUUUCGCUUCGGACUGCCCGCCCGGCAGGCCUGACGUGCUGGUGAUGGUGGCGUCCAUGCUCAACACAGCCCCGCUGCCCGUUAGGAACAUUGUUCUCCAGGCUGCCGUGCCCAGGACGAUGAAGGUGAAGCUGCAGCCGCCCUCCGGGACAGAGCUGGCUCCUUUUAAUCCAAUUCUUCCCCCUGCCGCCAUCUCUCAGGUUGUGCUGCUCGCCAAUCCUCUGAAGGAAAAAGUUCGGAUGAGAUACAAACUGAUGUUUACGCUGGGAGAGCAGCCCUUCACAGAAGUGGGGGAGGUGAAUGACUUCCCACCUGCUGAUAGAUGGGGGGCUCUAUAGGUGCAUUUUCUCACGAGUUAAUGGCUGUUUUUCUGUUUUAUGUCGGCGCUCUGCUAACCUAAAAACGACACAUGGCAAGUUUGAUUACACCAAAAACUUGAACAAAUGAUGAGUUUGAGAUGGCCCAGUGAAGAAGGCGUCCGAGUUUGACCGGUGGUUAGAACCCAGUGUGACCGGAUUAAAUGUGGAUUAAGGUGUUGACGUCAGGUUCUCAUUAAUAAAUUGUUCUAAUAUAUUUUUCUUUCAAUUUCAUUUUCAUAUUUAAUUCCGUUUGUGUCAUCCGAAUGAACUGAAAUACAAAAAAAAGGCUAAAAUAGCUAAUACUUGAUAUUUCCAAUGAAGUCCUGCUGUUAUGUUUGAUUAGUGCAGGUAUAUAAAUUAGGCACAGGUUGGUUUAGUAGAAGGCUUCUAGUGAGACUUGACUUCUGGGGUUUACAUGUCGUGCUUCAGGCUCAUAUUUAACACUAUGGUUUUUUUUUUAAAUGCUUUUCAGUAUUCUCAUUACAUCUUUGAUUAUUUUGUGAAUGAAAGAAUUGCAUCUGUUAACUUGUUAUAAAAAAAAUCCAAACAAACUGCAGUCAUUCCGCAUAAUCCUCCAACGCACCUAAAUGUCUCCAGAUAUUCUGACAUGUAUCUGUUAUAUUAUGAAUCAACCCAGAAGUGGAUCUGCUUUACAGGAAAAAAAAAGAGAGCUGCUGACAGACUCAUGAGACAAAGGUUAAUGCUGUUUAAAAUCAAUGACACGACGGCAUGCAUAUUGUACAUUUCCUUCUGCCGCUGUUGUUAAACGAUGCGGAAACUGAGCUAAAGGGUAGAUCAGUGUAAAUGAUUUGUGUAGUGAGGGAGCUUCAUGUUUGAAAUUGGAAAUGUUUUGCUCUUGUUAUUUAUAUCCUGAAAACAAUAGUCUUGUUUUCAUUUUUUUGGGAGGUUGCGUGUAUUUAAAGUAUUCAAAUCUGUCAGUGGUAUAUAAAGGUUUCUUUACAUAUUUGUUUUAAAAGUAUUUAUUUGGACUUGUUGGAUUGUCAUUGCCUAUUUUUGAGAAGCUUUUUCUGUGCAUGGAAACAAUAAAAGAGAUGGAUCUAUUUGUAUUAUA